AUGGAUUUCGUCAAGAACGCUAUGCACAACAACCAGGGCCAGCCCGCUGCUCAAGGCGCUGCUGCUCCAGGCGCUGCUCCCCAGGCUGGAGGCGUCCAGAAGGACGACUACGUUGACAAGGCUUUCGGCAUGGGCUCCAAGAAGGCUGGCUACAACAUGAACCGCAACACCCAAGAGAAGAUUACCGAUGCCGGCCGAAGUAUGUAUGAGAAGGUGACGGGAAAGCAUGUCGACCCCAAGAUUUCAAAUUAA
This is a messenger RNA of Trichoderma gamsii, 252 nucleotides long. RefSeq lists its product as hypothetical. NCBI's taxonomy places the organism in Eukaryota, Fungi, Ascomycota, Sordariomycetes, Hypocreales, Hypocreaceae. The record is from RefSeq and is a predicted model, not a curated record. Bases 1 to 252 code for a protein of 83 amino acids. The transcript is spliced from 3 exons.